This is a messenger RNA of Adineta steineri, 549 nucleotides long. The record is from the annotation of a GenBank genome assembly. Lineage: Eukaryota; Metazoa; Rotifera; Eurotatoria; Adinetida; Adinetidae.
AUGUAUUUGGAAUAUGAUAUGAAUGGAGAAAUGGCGUUUUAUUUUAUGGUUCCAUUCGUUGUGUUUAUUCUUAUGAUAAUAACAUGUUGUUCAUGGUCUGAGAAUGAAGAAAUCUCUUCUGUUCUUACAGAUCAUAAUCAAUAUCGAUCAUCACAAGUAAAUAAAUCUAAACAAAAACGGCACCGAACAUUAGUUAGAAUUGGUUUAAUCGUAGUAUGGAUUGUUUUGUUUAUCGUUGUUUAUUAUAUGUCACCAACUAUUGAUGACAAUCUCCAAGAAUUCGAUCCAUUUCUAAUAUUGGACGUCGAUGAAGAUACAUCAAACAAUGAUAUAAGACAUGCCUAUCAUGCAUUAACCUACAAAAUUCUAACUGAUGAGACAACAAAGGAAAACUGGAGAAUGUAUGGUAAUCCUGAUGGACAAAAAGAAUUACAUUUAGGUUAUGCUCUAUCAUCAUGGUUUUUUGAUACAAAAAAUUCUAUGUUCAUUCUAUGUGCUUAUACUAGCAUUUUUAUUGUUUUCGCCCUAAAGUGUUGUUUAUGUUAUUGA